AUGUAUGUCGUCUAUGGGGGACGUAUAGAAAACACAUUCGACAGUCAAGUGCUUGAAUCCUACCUUCUCACGCUGUUCAAUCCCGAAAAAGUCACCGGUAGAACCGGUCAAACCCUUGCGAAGGGUGUGGAUCUACUAGCUGUCGACAACAUCAAGGAUAUUCAACAGUUUAUAACAUCAUCCAUUCCUUCGGAAGAUCAACCAUAUCUCUUCGGUCUUCCGAUGAACAUCCGAUUCUCAUGGCAGCUGACAGAGGCAGAAGACACGAUAGCCAGAAUGCGAAUAGCAGGUGACAUUACUAUUGCGAACUCGAUCAUGAUCAUAUCAAGCACGCAACUAAGCUAA
Molecule: messenger RNA, 345 nt
Organism: Cooperia oncophora
Lineage: Eukaryota; Metazoa; Nematoda; Chromadorea; Rhabditida; Trichostrongylidae
Source: the annotation of a GenBank genome assembly